AUGCCUGAUAAUGAAACCGACUCAACAGGGGGAUCAGACAGAACCUGGCACCCUGCCAGCGAAUGGCUGGAAGAAGGCGUGAUGACCGACUCUCGCCCCGCGCAAGAGGCGUCCGAGGACGAUGGCGACUGGGAGGAUGAAAUGGACAGUGAAGAUAAUCAUCCAGGAUUCUCUAUCACAGAUGGAAACCCGCACAUCGCCAUAGGCAACAUUGAGAUCGAGCUUACAGCGGAUGAUUCGCAGGUCAGCGAGGAUUUAGAUUCGAACGGGGGCCACCCACGGGUUCUUGCCCCGGGUUCCGGCUUGUUCGAGUUAAUUGCCGCUAGUGGGCUACAACACCUCCUUCACUCCUAUGGUUGGACGACAGCCAUGGAUGAGCAUGAAGGAGAGCAGUGGGAACCCGACGAAGAUGACCCAGGCGACGAGGCCUUCAUGAGCCUUUUUCGAUAUAGACCUCGAGCCAGGGGAUCUGGAGAAGCCCCGAAAUAUCCUCCAGUCCCCCAUCCAGAAGGCAAGAAGUUGAUGCGCGAAGGCCAUUUUGGAGUGGACGAACAUUAUGUCGACCGACUGAAGAAGCGCAAGAACGCCCUAGCGACUAGAUUGAUGUGGCGAGAAUUAGGCGUUGAUACUUAUGGAGUGCAGAAAAGAGCCGGUCAAUCCAUUUCCCAGGGCUUGAUUCCAGGGUCAGUCACAGACAGGAUCAUCCACUAUGAUACCCGAAGUUACUCAGGGCAGUUUUCUGACGAUGGGAAUUUCUUCUUCUGCUGCGCUCAAGACUUCAAGGUUCGGAUGUAUGAUACAUCCAACCCUUCGGAUUGGAAGUAUUAUAAAACAGUCGAUUAUCCAUUCGGCCGAUGGACCAUCACAGAUGCGACAUUGAGCCCUGACAACCGCUUCCUGGCCUAUAGUUCAAUAAAGAGCCAGGUCUACAUGGCUCUCACAGACCCAGAGGACAGCUCAGAUCCCACUGUUUUGGACUUUUGUGAUCCAAUCAGCCGACCUCGGGUAUCUCUUGACAGGGAUGAUGAAUUUGGGAUCUGGUCUCUCCGGUUCUCCGGAGAUGGACGCGAGAUAGUUGCUGGCACAUCUGAUGAUUCCAUCAUCGUUUAUGACGUGGAACGCAUGUACCCAGUUCUAACCAUGCGGGACCGCCAUUUACGCCAUGUAAACGCCGUAUGCUACGGCGAUACCUCGUCUCCGCACAUCCUGUACUCAGGAUCGGACGAUAGCACCAUCCGGGUCUGGGAUCGACGAUCAAUGGGUGACGGGCGCGAAGCUGGCGCUUUCCUGGGACACACGGAAGGACUGACCUAUGUCGACAGCAAGGGCGACGGUCGAUAUGUCUUAUCCAACAGCAAAGAUCAAACCAUGAAGCUCUGGGAUCUACGAAAGAUGCUGACAUCCGCCGAUGUCGACGAAGCUAAUCCACUUGAACGUAUGACUGGGUUUGAUUACCGCUUCGAUGCGUAUCCAGACAGGUACCGAAAAGACCCUAGGAAAGACUGCUCCGUCGUUACAUACCGGGGCCACCGCGUUUUAAAGACCCUAAUUCGCUGCCAUUUCUCGCCGCCCGACAGUACAAACUCACGCUAUGUGUAUAGCGGCAGCGAGGACGGCAAGGUCUAUGUGUACAACCUAGAUGCCACUCUGGCCGGUACAAUUGAUGUUGGCAAAGCAACGGCCAACUCCCGGCCGCGUGAUCCAGAGGCGUAUGCUACGGCCUACGAAAUGAGCGGGGAUAUGGUGUGGAGAACUUGUGUGCGGGAUGCAAGCUGGCACCCCAGUGCGCCAGUGCUAGCUGGUAGGACCCCCUGUGGUAUCUGUGACCUAGUACACAUCGCUAACGCAGCCUCUCUCUUAGCAACCUCCUGGAAUGGCUGGGGUCUUUCUACCGGCACUUGCACCGUCCAUUCAUGGAACGCUGGAGCCACAGAAGAUGAAGGCUACCCAGCUCCGGCAGAUAGUUAUGAUGACAAGUUGCGGUCCAUUCCGGAGUUCAAUCGAUACCGCAAAACUGCACCGCGCUCCCGGCGCCCAUUGCGCAGUCGGCCCGUUCGUCGUUGGAUCAUCAACGAGGACGCAGAGGAUACAGUAUGGUAG
Molecule: messenger RNA, 2100 nt
Organism: Penicillium bovifimosum
Lineage: Eukaryota; Fungi; Ascomycota; Eurotiomycetes; Eurotiales; Aspergillaceae
Product: WD40 repeat domain-containing protein
Exons: 5
Coding region: 1-2100 (699 amino acids)
Biological process (GO): proteasome-mediated ubiquitin-dependent protein catabolic process
Cellular component (GO): Cul4-RING E3 ubiquitin ligase complex
Molecular function (GO): protein binding
Source: RefSeq, a predicted model, not a curated record